Diospyros lotus (date-plum) is the source of this 2627-nucleotide messenger RNA. RefSeq lists its product as uncharacterized. The coding region runs from base 148 to 2250 and encodes 700 amino acids. NCBI's taxonomy places the organism in Eukaryota, Viridiplantae, Streptophyta, Magnoliopsida, Ericales, Ebenaceae. The record is from RefSeq and is a predicted model, not a curated record. The transcript is spliced from 4 exons.
GUGAAAGUACGAGACGAUCAGUUCCACGGUGAGGGGUCUGAGGACGUUGUUUAAGUGAACCCUCCAUUUCGAAUUCGAUGCCUUUCAAUUCGGUAGUCUCCCACCAAAACAACCCGCCGUUCAUCGUCCACGGAAGAGGCCAAGAAAAUGGAGGUGUUGAGGAAGGCGUACGCGGAUGCGAUACUGAACACGGGGAAGGAGGCAGCUACUCGUAUAAGGGAGUCGGAGCUGAAAGCCAUUCGGUUCCAGCGGGAUCUGCGCUUCGCAAAAGCCGAAGCUAUUAGAAUGCUUCUUCGCAUGAAACGCAUGCUGGAUUCCAAGACUGCUGAAGCCGAGAAUAAGUCUUUGAGUCAGCAAAAGAGGAUUGAGGAGCUUGAAGCUCAGCUUGAUGAAGCAGAAGAGAUAAUAUUAGACCUCAGAGCAGAGUUGACAAUGGUGCAAGAUCGAUUAGAUAUGGCAAAGAAUAACCACAUGUGGCCUCCAAAAGGGCUUGUUGAAAAGCAAGAUGACCAUUGUCACAAAGAUGUGGAGUAUCAGAAACUAGAGAAGUCCAGUCCCAUCUCAUACCAUACAAAGUCAAGCUGUGAUAAUAUUACUUCUGAACUACAGAGUAAAUCUCUGAACGAGAAAAAUAUGGAGCAUGCAGAUUUGAAUAUACCCAAAAAACCUGAGUUGUACAAUAAUGGAUGUAUCCAAAGGGUUUGUGCAUUGGAAAAGAAUUUUCUGGAGGGGGUCUUGGUUUCUGAGGAGGUCAGAGAUCAACACUUUCUCAUGAAGAAUGAGCCAAUCAUCAAUGUGAAUGAACAGAAUACUGAGAUACCCACUGCUACUUCUUCCAGGACUGAGCAGACAGAUCUAGUGAAGAGCCCAACUCAAUUGGAAGAAAAUUUGUGCACUAACAGUUGCAUUUAUGAGGAUCGAAAUUUGACACCUUUGGACAAGAGAAUUAUGGACUGGAAAGUCAGUUAUUCAGCCAAGAAAAGUGCACCCUUAAAGUCCAAUUUGGAGAACUCAGUUGCUCAUGCCUCUAAUUUUUGCUUAGCAACCAGAGGCGAAGAACCUGAGCUGUUUAAAAAUGGAUAUACUUUGAGGGGUUGUGCAUUGGAAAAGGACUUGAUAGAUGGGGAAUUGGCUUCUGAAAUUGUUGAUGCUCAACAGAUUCUCAUGAAGAGCAAGUCAACCACUAAGUUGAAUGAACAAAAUACUGAGAUCCAUACUGCAUCUCAUUCCAAUACUCAUAAUGUAAAUGUAGUGGAGGACCCAACUCCAUUUAAAGACAAAUUGUGUAUUAGCAGUUGCACUUACAUGGAUCAACCUUUAAAAGUCUACAACAUACGGCGUAGGAGAACUGAAUACAAGAAUGCUAAAGCUAUUUCACUCAUUUCUGACCCUAAUCUUGUGAAACCGCAUGGAUCAACUUCAUUGCUUUCUCAGUGCAGAACAUCUUCCUAUACAGAUAAUGAUAAUGCUAAAGCUUGUGAAGGAGCUUGUAGCUUACCUUAUGACAAGUCCGGGUAUAAGGAGGACAUGGAAGAGGAAGUUCAACACAUCAAGGAUCAGGCAAUUUGGGUUGUUCAUAGAAGCCCCGAGAAAGGAAAUAUCAGUGCUAGGGAUGCUGUGGCUAGCUCAUGUUGGCGUCUUCCCAAUCAGCUAUCAGAAGCACACUCAACCUUUUUCCACUGCAAUGCUGAAUCUGUCAACUGCAAUGUGGACUCCUGUGAAUAUCAGACAAAUUCAGAAAGUGGGACUGCAAUUGAAACUGGAGUGGCUCCUAUACCGGAAUCUGCUGAAGUUACUCAUACAGAGGCAGGUAGAGAAUUUACUGGCAAUGAUACAGACAAGGAUGCAGGGUCUGUAGUUGAGUGUUUGUUAGUAAAAGAGGCUGGUGAUGUAGCAGGGAGUCCAAGGGUCCAUAUUUGUAAACCAGCUCAGAUUGAUGAUAAACGAUUGAUGGGUUCCAAGUCCAAUGAUGCAAAAGCAUAUGAAGCUGUUCCUGGAACUUCCAGUCUAGCUGACAGUAGGAGGCCAGUCAUCUACACCUUCAGCAGGAAGCGCAAGAAAGAAACCUUGGUCAACCCCGUGAACACUUUUACUGAAAAUAACAGUAUGGAGAAUAGGACAUUGAGCAGGAGGCUGGUGCUUCAAAACCCCCUCAUUACAAAGAGGGCACUAAGGAGCAGUACGGUGCUUCAAUGCCCCCUAAGUACAGAGAGAGUACUGAGGAGCAGGGUGGGCCUCCAGAGACCCUAAGUGUGGCUCGAUAGAUACAAUCAUCUAGGGGAAGCCAGCUGAUGGUGCAUCUGGUUUGUCAGCUUAUUCCUUAAGCCCAGAAUGGAGCUGGUGAUGGAUAAAGCUUCUUUAUCUCAAGUUCGAUUUUGCAGCUGUGCAAGAUUAUGAGGCUUAAAACUGAAGAGUAGUUUAUUGCCUUGUGAAGUACGUACUGGUCUCUCGCGUUAAGUAAGUACAUAUUUUGUUACCGAUCAGAAAACUAUAGCGGGCGGGGGGUUCUUGUAAUUACUUUUGCCAAACCCUGUCCUCAUGAUGUCUCGCCCUUUUCAGUUUAGAAACUGGUAAUUGCAAUCAAUUUUCUGAUAACGUAAUGGAUCGGUGGAGUAAGUUCCUAGUGA